AUGUGGCGCGACCGCAUUUCAGCCCAGUCAACUCCCUCCGGAUCCAAUAAUCGCAACCUUUCUCCUCUACCGCGACGAUCAUCCUCCCAGUUAUCUCCAAGUCCCUACAAUAGUCGCCCUGGUGUAACAUCUAGAAAUUCAUCCACAUCUCUUCUCUUGUCACCCAAUGACUCUACAACAUCUCUUCCCGGAACUGCACGGGCAACCAAUGGCUCUCCUUUAAAGCAGACGAGUAUUCAACGACCUCGACCUGCCAAUGUCCCCGAUCCUCUGGAAGUCUUGAAUGAAAUCAUUGGGAAGGAAAUUCAAAGAGACAAGAAUGUGCCGCAGCUAUCGUCGGUACUGGAACGACCAGAACAAUUGGUGGAAGCCAUCCGUUUCGAUGGGCUAAGUCUUGAGGACUUUCUGGAAAAGGAGGACCUAGCUCCAAAGAAAAAGACCCGCGAAAGUGAUGUAAAUGCGCAAACUGUCCAGCAAUUUGAGCAAGAACGAGAUAAGUUUCAAGAACUACACACAUCGAUUACUGGAUGUGAUGAGGUGUCCAAGUCAGUCGAGCUGUACUUGAAUGACUUCCAGAAUGAACUGGGUUCCGUAUCGGCAGAGAUUGAGACUUUGCAAUCUCGCUCAACACAAUUGAACGCGAUGCUAGAGAACAGGCGCAACGUGGAACGGUUGCUGGGACCCGCCGUGGAGGAGAUCAGCAUCUCCCCUAAGGCUGUGCGGACAAUUGUCGAGGGCCCAAUUGAUGAGAAUUGGGUGCGUGCAUUAAACGAGAUCGAUUCUCGAACAACAAAUAUCGAAGCCAAGGCCACCGCUUCUCCCAAUGGCUAUAAAGCCGUCGAGGAUGUACGGCCCCUUUUGACCGAUGUGAAGACCAAAGCGAUCCAAAGGAUCAGAGACUAUCUUGUAUCACAAAUUCGUGCUAUGCGAUCGCCAAACAUCAACUCUCAGAUUAUCCAACAACAGCGACUAGUGAAGUUUAAAGAUCUAUACAGUUAUCUCUCCAAGACCCACCCAAAGCUGGCAGGAGAGAUAUCACAGGCGUAUAUAAACACCAUGCGUUGGUAUUACACAUCUCAUUUCACACGCUACCUUCAAGCACUUGAUAAGGUCAAGGUUUAUCCUCCUGACCGAAACGAGGUGCUUGGAGGCGAGCAAUCCACACAUCGAUCAGGAAUUCCUGGCGGCCGAGCUGGCUCUGCCGUGCAUGACCCUUUCUCCCUGGGUAGACGGAUUGAUGUCCUCCGAACUGGCAAUCUCCAGGCUUUAUCCUCAUACCUGGCUGAAGAGGACAAUAACUACCAUGGAAUUGAAGUCCCGUUCCGAAACUUCAACCUCGCAUUGGUGGACAAUGUGUGUGCCGAGUACUCUUUCCUGACUGAGUUUUUCUCCCCAAUGACCUUCCAUCAAAUCUCUCGUAUUGCCGCGGACAUAUUUCAGCAGGUAUUUACCCUUGGUCAGGGCCAGACCAAGAAGUUAAUCGAGCACACCACGGAUUCUCUGGGUGUCCUCAUGUGUGUUCGCCUCAACCAACAUUCAGCGUUCGAGCUUCAGCGCCGAAAGGUGCCCGUCGCCGAUUCGUAUGUUAAUGGAACAAACAUGCAGCUCUGGCCGCGCUUCCAGGUGAUCAUGGAUCUCCACGGCGAAUCGCUCAAGCGAGUUGGGUCCAACACUGGGCGCAGUGCUGUCUCCGCCCUUUCGAUUGCAGGCGGAGACGACUUGAAGCAGUCUUCGGCGCCCCACUUCUUGACUCAAAGAUUUGGACAGCUUCUUCAUGGAAUUCUUGUGCUGAGCAGCGAUGCUGGUGAUGAUGAGCCAGUAUCCAACAGUUUGUCCCGGUUGACUGCUGAAUUCGAUUCUCUUUUGAUAAAAUUAAGUCGCAACGGCACAGAUACAAAGCGAAGAGAGCGAUUCCUCUUCAACAAUUAUUCAUUGAUUUUAACCAUCAUUAGCGAUACCCAAGGCAAAUUAGCAGUUGAGCAGAAGCAGCAUUUGGAAGAGAUGCUUAAGAAUAGCACCAAGCGGUAG
Molecule: messenger RNA, 2028 nt
Organism: Penicillium vulpinum
Lineage: Eukaryota; Fungi; Ascomycota; Eurotiomycetes; Eurotiales; Aspergillaceae
Product: putative GARP complex subunit (Sac2)
Exons: 5
Coding region: 1-2028 (675 amino acids)
Biological process (GO): Golgi to vacuole transport; retrograde transport, endosome to Golgi; endocytic recycling
Cellular component (GO): GARP complex
Molecular function (GO): syntaxin binding
Source: RefSeq, a predicted model, not a curated record